CGGAAGCCGCAAGGGCUGUGGGGCCGUAGGCGGGGCGUCCCGAGGAGACGCAGGGGACCUCGGGAGGGUUGGGGCCUCGGAGUCCCGGCCUGAAGGGGGAAGGGGCUCCGGAGCUGCGGUGGCAGGGAGGCAAGAUGACUUCUCUCCCCCAAGCUUGGAACAGCUGAAGGAAACAACAGUACAAGAUGAGAACAACAAAGGUCUACAAACUCGUCAUCCACAAGAAGGGCUUUGGGGGCAGUGAUGAUGAGCUAGUCAUGAACCCCAAAGUGUUUCCUCACAUCAAGCUUGGAGACAUUGUGGAGAUUGCUCACCCCAAUGAUGAAUACAGCCCUCUGCUUUUGCAGGUCAAAUCACUUAAGGAAGAUUUACAGAAAGAAACUAUUAGCGUGGACCAGACCGUGACUCAAGUGUUCCAUCUAAGACCUUAUCAAGAUGUUUAUGUGAAUGUUGUAGACCCUAAGGAUGUGACCCUUGACCUAGUGGAAUUAACCUUUAAGGAUCAAUAUAUUGGCCGAGGGGAUAUGUGGCGAUUAAAGAAAAGUUUGGUCAGCACAUGUGCCUAUAUCACUCAGAAGGUGGAAUUUGCUGGCAUCAGGGCACAGGCUGGUGAGCUGUGGGUCAAGAAUGAAAAGGUCAUGUGUGGUUAUAUCAGCGAAGAUACCAGGGUGGUGUUCCGUUCUACGUCGGCUAUGGUUUACAUAUUUAUUCAGAUGAGCUGUGAAAUGUGGGAUUUCGAUAUUUAUGGGGAUCUAUAUUUUGAGAAAGCUGUGAAUGGUUUCCUUGCUGAUCUCUUUACCAAGUGGAAGGAGAAGAACUGUAGUCAUGAAGUGACAGUGGUCCUAUUUUCUAGAACUUUCUAUGAUGCAAAAUCUCUUGAUGAAUUUCCUGAAAUAAACCGAGCCUCAAUUCGACAGGAUCACAAGGGACGGUACUAUGAAGACUUUUAUAAAGUGGUGGUGCAGAAUGAGAGGAGAGAAGAGUGGACAUCACUCCUUGUGACCAUUAAAAAACUCUUUAUCCAGUAUCCAGUGUUGGUGCGACUGGAACAGGCAGAGGGCUUUCCUCAAGGAGAUAAUUCUACCUCAGCACAAGGAAACUACCUAGAGGCCAUCAAUCUGUCAUUCAAUGUGUUUGACAAGCACUACAUCAACCGCAACUUUGACCGAACUGGGCAGAUGUCUGUGGUGAUCACACCUGGGGUGGGUGUGUUUGAAGUGGACCGUCUACUCAUGAUCUUGACCAAGCAGCGAAUGAUAGAUAAUGGAAUUGGUGUGGACUUGGUGUGCAUGGGGGAGCAACCAUUACAUGCUGUCCCAUUGUUCAAGCUACAUAAUCGAAGUGCACCUCGUGAUUCUCGGCUGGGCGAUGACUAUAAUAUUCCUCACUGGAUAAACCACAGUUUCUAUACGUCUAAAAGCCAGCUCUUUUGUAACAGUUUCACCCCGCGAAUAAAACUGGCAGGGAAGAAGCCUGCCUCUGAGAAAGCAAAAAAUGGCCGUGAUACAUCUCUUGGGACUCCAAAAGAAUCUGAGAACGCCCUUCCCAUCCAAGUAGAUUAUGAUGCCUACGACGCCCAAGUGUUCAGGCUGCCAGGCCCAUCCCGGGCUCAGCGCCUCGCUACCUGCAGAUCUGUGCGAGAGCGGGAGAGUCAUAAUCGAAAGAGCGCCAGCUCCUGUGAUGUCUCAUCCAGCCCUUCCCUGCCCAGCCGCACACUGCCCACUGAGGAAGUGCGGAGCCAGGCUUCUGAUGACAGCUCCCUGGGCAGGAGUGCCAACAUCCUGAUGAUCCCGCACCCCCACCUGCACCAGUAUGAAGUCAGCAGUUCCUUGGGCUACACCAGCACUCGAGAUGUCCUGGAGAACAUGAUGGAGCCACCACAGCGAGACUCUAGUGCGCCGGGAAGGUUCCAUGUAGGCAGCGCAGAAUCCAUGCUGCAUGUUCGACCUGGGGGAUACACGCCCCAGCGGGCACUGAUUAACCCCUUUGCCCCCUCACGAAUGCCCAUGAAGCUCACAUCCAACAGAAGGCGCUGGAUGCACACUUUUCCUGUGGGACCAUCCGGAGAGGCCAUCCAGAUCCAUCACCAGACCCGACAGAAUAUGGCGGAGCUGCAGGGCAGCGGGCAGAGGGACCCAACUCACUCCUCUGCAGAGCUGCUGGAGUUAGCGUAUCAUGAAGCUGCUGGAAGGCACAGCACUUCCCGCCAGCCUGGUGACAGCAUGUCCUUCUUGAACUUCAGUGGAACAGAAGAGCUUUCUGUCAGCCUGCUUAGCAACAGUGGUGCAGGUAUGAAUCCUAGGACCCAAAACAAGGAUUCUCUAGAGGACAGUGUUUCUACCUCUCCAGAUCCAAUUCUGACACUGUCUGCUCCCCCUGUAGUGCCAGGCUUCUGUUGCACAGUUGGAGUGGACUGGAAGUCUCUCACUACUCCGGCGUGUCUCCCCCUCACCACCGACUACUUCCCUGACCGCCAGGGCCUGCAGAACGACUACACGGAGGGCUGUUAUGAUCUCCUCCCAGAAGCAGACAUCGACAGGAGGGAUGAGGAAGGUGUGCAGAUGACGGCCCAGCAGGUGUUUGAAGAGUUCAUCUGCCAGCGUCUCAUGCAGGGCUACCAAAUCAUAGUGCAGCCCAAGGCACAGAAACCCAACCCUGCUGUCCCACCCCCGCUGAGCAGCAGCCCACUCUAUAGCCGAGGCCUUGUGUCCCGAAACUGCCCUGAGGAGGAGGACCAGUACUGGCUGAGUAUGGGCAGAACGUUCCACAAAGUGACGCUGAAGGAUAAGAUGAUCACAGUGACACGUUACCUUCCCAAGUACCCUUAUGAAUCCGCCCAGAUCCACUACACCUACAGCCUCUGUCCCUCCCACUCGGACUCAGAGUUCGUCUCCUGUUGGGUGGAAUUCUCCCAUGAGCGGCUGGAGGAGUACAAGUGGAAUUACUUAGAUCAGUAUAUCUGUUCUGCUGGGUCUGAGGACUUCAGCUUAAUUGAGUCUCUGAAGUUCUGGAGGACCCGCUUCCUGCUGCUGCCAGCCUGUGUCACUGCCACCAAGCGCAUCACAGAGGGGGAAGCCCACUGCGACAUCUAUGGGGACAGGCCCCGGGCGGAUGAAGAAGAAUGGCAGCUCCUGGAUGGUUUUAUCCGCUUCGUGGAGGGUUUGAACCGGAUCCGCAGGCGGCAUCGCUCAGAUCGCAUGAUGCGGAAAGGGACCGCCAUGAAAGGCUUACAGAUGACCGGGCCCAUUGCCACACACUCCCUUGAGUCUACCGGCCCCCCAGUUGGCAAGAAGGGAACAUCAGCUCUGUCUGCCCUGUUGGAGAUGGAGGCCAGUCAGAAGUGCAUGGGAGAACAGCAGGCAGCUGUGCACAGUGGCAAGAGCUCCUCCCAGCCAGCGGAGAGCAGCAGCGUUGCCAUGACUCCCACCUACGUGGACAGCCCACGAAAGGACGGGGCCUUCUUUAUGGAGUUUGUCCGCAGCCCGCGCACAGCGUCGUCCACCUUCUACCCGCAGGUAUCUGUGGACCAGACAGCCACCCCGGUGUUGGACAGCACCAGUCUGGGGGUAAGCACAGGCCAGUCUGUGGACAGAGGCAGCAGCCAAGCCUUUGGGAACUCCCAGAAUUCAGGGGAACAGAGCUUCCUCUCUGCAAACUCCAGUGACAGCAGCUCUCAGCAGUUGGCAGCAAGCUCCUUAACCUCAUCCUCCACCCUGACGGAGAUCCUAGAAGCCAUGAAGCACCCCUCGACAGGAGUCCAGCUGCUCUCGGAACAGAAGGGCCUCUCGCCAUACUGCUUCAUCAGUGCGGAGGUGGUGCACUGGCUGGUGAACAAUGUGGAGGGUGUCCAGACGCAGGCAAUGGCCAUCGACAUCAUGCAGAAAAUGCUGGAAGAGCAGCUCAUCACACACGCAUCUGGUGAAGUCUGGCGGACCUUCAUCUACGGCUUCUAUUUCUACAAGAUAGUCAUGGACAAAGAACCUGACCGAGUGGCCAUGCAGCAGCCCACUACCUGGCACACGACAGCAGUGGAUGACUUCGCCAGCUUCCAGCGCAAGUGGUUUGAGGUGGCCUUUGUAGCUGAAGAACUCUUACACUCCGAGAUUCCUGCUUUCCUCUUGCCCUGGCUGCCCAGCCGGCCAGCCUCCUAUGCAAGCAGACACAGCUCUUUCAGCCGAAGCUUUGGGGGGCGGAGCCAGGCAGCUGCACUUUUAGUUUCCAGAUCCUCAGAUUCACUUGGAUCCAGACAGCUUUGACCUCACCUUAUAGCCUCACCCCAGCACUGUGAGAACUGGGGCAUGGAGAAGACAAAACUGAAGAGAGUGGCUCCUCUGUCCCCCAGGUAGUCACGCCUUCCCCUCUGCCUUGUUUUGCAUUUCUAAUUCUCCACCUUCUUGAAAUCUUUUGGAAACAAAGAGGCCACAUACUCCCUACCUGCUAGUUACCAGUAGCACCCCACCCUCAAGUGUGACAGAAUAUCUCCUGACAUUGCCCAACGUCCCUGCUUACUCCUUGGUUUGAGUUACUGCUCCUGGAAAAUGCUUAGGAACUUUUCCCUUUGCGUCAUCACCCUGGUUCUGGAGGCUAUCUUGACAGUUUCUGUAUGAACAUCCUCAUUUCCAGAGUCUCCUCCAGCAGGCUGGUAGAACUUUCUCUUGCCCACCAUAGUCCCAGGCUCAAGAUGAGAUUCAAAUCAUUUCAGUUUAGCUUUGGUUAAAAGAUACUUUUAACCAGUUUACUUCAGAAAAUUGCACAUAAAGAGGAGCAGCAUAUGGAAAAAUAAGUCAUCUGUCCAAAACAUAGGGAGAGUAAGGGAGAAGAGAGGAUUUAUGUUUUUGGCAGGUAGUUUAUUAAGCAGGCAUUCUUCACUGGUGUCUGCACAUGGGCAUUAGGGGGUCAGCAUUGAUUCUGAAACUAGACAGUCUCACAUGCAUGCAUAUUUUCUUGAAGAUAUCCCUUUAUUAGCUUUCCAGUGGCUCCCAUGAUUGUUACAGGGGAAUUUCACUCAUCUGCUUCUUUUCCCAUCACCCCUCCAACAGGAAGUGAGUUUCUUGUCCUUUUAAACCUGACACAGCAUUAUUACUGCUAAUUCUAUCUGGUAACACCCCUCAGACCUUUGUGUUAAAAUAUGAGAUACUUUUCCCCAUCUUUUUUUUCAGGUUAGAAUAUAGACUUCUGCUGUGUCAUUUACCUAAGUGAGAAAGAUGAGUUGUUUUUGAAUUGGACUGUCUUCAGUGUUGGGGUUUUUCCUCAGGAAAAAAAAUUAACAUGAUUUAUAGGGGGAAAGGGGCCGAUGUAUCAUUUAUGACCUGCUCCCUUUUUUGUUCGUUUUGACAUGUUCCUCUUUAAACAUUUCUGAUUCUUAACUGGAAAGCUGUUUUUCUCAGCAGAAAGCUGUUUUAAUAUGCCUGAUGAUGCUGCACAGUCCUACCUGCCCUGGCCUGUGGUGACUCCCACUCCCCCACUCAUGUCACCCUGUGUCACUGAGCUAUGAAGCCAUAGGGGCAUCUGAGACUCUGGAAGAAGCAGCACCAAGUCCCUUAAGCCCACGCAGAUACCUUUUACUUCUCAGCUUUUUCUUGAUAACCCCACUAGGUCUCAGGGUCAGAAGAGGCUGCUGAGCAUCUUGGUCCAAACCCUGACGUGUGAAUAUUUUCCAUCCCACUCCUAAUAAGUGGGGAGCCAGCUGCUCCCUGAAAACUCUCAACAGGACACUCACUCUUGUGACUACUUUUUCUGUUAUUGGGCAGCUCCGGUUGUUAACGUUGAUCUCCAGUGUCCUACCUGAGACUGCACUCUCUCCUCCAGUGGCACUGAUCCCCUGCCCAGGUCAUUGCUAGCCCCCUCGCUGUGACCCUGGUAAAGGAUGCUCAGUCUGCUCCUUCUCUGGGUUUGUACUUAUUUACUGGGACUCACUAUAUCUCACUGUCCCAAGGUGAAUAAGUCUGUUCUUAUGGAAGUAAGGAGUGAUUCAGAAAAGGCGCUGAAAGCUGCAACUUGGCUGGGGCUUACACCCUUGCCAACAUCAGCCUGCUGGCCGCAUCCAUACUGUCAGAUCUCACUCCUGAAGUAUGAAGCCAGUGGUAUCUUGAGCCUAUAACUGUUUACUUGGCUGAACAGUAUACUUCCUUGGGCUUCCUCAAGGCUUGGGCCACCAGCCUGUUCUGAACUGAAUAUGCCAGAUGGGAGAAAAGAGAUGUGCGAGAUCACUGCUGGUGUUUGUCGAGUGCCCUUUCUUUUGUGACCUGGGCUUUUCACACGGGGGAGGAAUAUACUGUCCAAGACCAGAGAACAAAGCUUUCCUCCCUUGAUUGAGGCUAUUAAGUGAAAGGCUACUGUGGUUGGGCUAUGAAUCAGGAACACAAGGCAGAGAUAAAAAUUAGUUUUGAUGAGACUUUUAGCAUUGGAGUUGCCAUGUUCUUUAGCCUGAAGUGUCAUAGAUAGCUAAGCAGUAUCCAUGGGAGUCAUUGACAGGCCUCAGAUUGAGCACUGGUGAGCUUGUAGCCUAAAUGGGGAGGAGGGAAGAACAGGAGAGCUGCAAGUGAGGUGGCUAAAGGAGAAAGCAGGAGGUAAUCUGUGACCCCUUGGCAGCCAUGUUUUACUUGAUCCUCACCCCUACUCUGUGAAGCAGCUGGGCGGGCACCAUCUCAGUUUGCAAAUGAGGAACUAAACCAGGGGAAUUGAAGAAUGUUCUCGGGCACACGGCUAAAUGGCAGAGCUCAGAUUUUCCAACUCGACAUCAAGAACAUUUCCCAUUUUACAUGUUCUGGUUUUGAGAGAAUGAUAAGCUGUAUACCCAUUCACCAUCCUAAGCCAUGGCUCCACUGCCUCCCAACAGAAGUUCAUUAAAAUUGCUGACUCAA
Herpailurus yagouaroundi (jaguarundi) is the source of this 6863-nucleotide messenger RNA. RefSeq names its product DEP domain containing 5, GATOR1 subcomplex subunit (gene DEPDC5). The record is from RefSeq and is a predicted model, not a curated record. Gene Ontology annotation, molecular function: GTPase activator activity. The coding region runs from base 186 to 4256 and encodes 1356 amino acids. Lineage: Eukaryota; Metazoa; Chordata; Mammalia; Carnivora; Felidae. The transcript has 39 exons. Gene Ontology annotation, cellular component: lysosomal membrane; GATOR1 complex. Gene Ontology annotation, biological process: negative regulation of TORC1 signaling; intracellular signal transduction; positive regulation of autophagy.